CUCUCGCAGCCUGGCUUGGCUCGCAUCAUCAAUCAAGAGGAGCGGGAGCAGUAACAACAAGGCCCGAUCAGAGCUCCUUCUCGUCUUUGCCAUCACACGAUAUCCCUCAGCACAACAUCAUCAUGAACACCUUUACCGCCGCUCGACGUCUUCCCAGCACCUUGUUGCGUGCCAGCCAGACGACGGCUACCACAGCCGCCACUGCCUCGUGCUCACGCACCUUGGCUCUCGGCGCUACUCGCAGCUUUGCCUCCGAGGCAGCAGAGGGCGCUGGCUCUGUUAGCUUUAAGCUAAGCGAAGACCAAGAGGCUUACCAGGACCUUGCCCGCAAGUUCACAGCCGAGCACAUCAUCCCCGUAGCACGCCACCACGAUGAGACGAUGGAGUACCCCUGGCCUGCCAUCAAGAAGGCGCACGAGGUUGGUCUGCUCAACACCCAUAUUCCAGAGGAGUUCGGCGGACCUGGUCUGGGUUUGAUGGAGUGCGCCUUGAUCUCCGAGGAGCUCGCUUUUGGCUGCUCAGGCGUUCAGACUGCUAUGGAGGCAAACGGGCUCGCAGAGGCACCUGUCAUUGUGGCGGGCAACAAGGAGCAGAAGUCAAAGUACCUGGGAAGGAUGACCGAGGAGCCCCUCGUGGCAUCGUACUGUGUGACGGAGCCUGGUGCUGGGUCCGAUGUUGCGGGCAUCUCGACUCGCGCCGAGAAGAAGGGCGACAAGUGGGUCAUCAACGGCAGCAAGAUGUGGAUCACAAACGGAGGCCACGCCAACUGGUACUUCGUUCUGGCCAAGACGGACCCGUCCGCAAAGGCUACCAAGUCCAUGAGCGGCUUCAUCGUCGAUGGUGACUCGCCAGGUAUCAUCAAGGGCAAGAAGGAAGUCAACAUGGGUCAGCGUUGCUCCGACACUAGGAUGAUCACGUUUGACAAUGUCGAGGUGCCAGAGGAGAACAUGCUGGGCAAGCCUGGAGAUGGCUUCAAGACUGCCAUGGGCGCCUUUGAUAUCACCAGGCCGCUCGUUGCCGCGGGAGCCAUCGGUGUCGCGCAGAGGGCGCUCGUUGAGGCCAUCAAGUACGCUCAAGAGCGCAAGACGAUGGGUCGCCCCAUCAUCCAGCACCAAGCAAUUGCUUUCAUGCUCGCCGACAUGGCCAUCUCCGUCGAGUCAGCCCGCAACAUGGUCUGGAAGUCGUGCUGGACAAAGGAUCAGGGCCUGCGCAACUCCUACUUCGCAUCGAUGGCCAAGGCUCUCGCGAGUGAGGCGGCCGUAGCCAACGCAGACCGAGCUGUACAAAUCUUUGGUGGAAUGGGCUACAACAAAGAGUCACCCGUCGAGAAGCUGUACAGAGAUGCUAAGAUCUACAUGCUUUACGAGGGCACGAGCCAGAUCCAGCGUCUGAUCAUCAGCAGGCAGAUCGAGGAAAUGUACAAGAUCUAAGGCAGGGGAGCAGUGCCGACUCCCUCCACGAG
This is a messenger RNA of Jaminaea rosea, 1462 nucleotides long. Its product is annotated as acyl-CoA dehydrogenase NM domain-like protein. The record is from RefSeq and is a predicted model, not a curated record. Gene Ontology annotation, molecular function: medium-chain fatty acyl-CoA dehydrogenase activity; flavin adenine dinucleotide binding. The coding region runs from base 123 to 1430 and encodes 435 amino acids. Gene Ontology annotation, biological process: fatty acid beta-oxidation; medium-chain fatty acid catabolic process. Lineage: Eukaryota; Fungi; Basidiomycota; Exobasidiomycetes; Microstromatales. The transcript has 5 exons. Gene Ontology annotation, cellular component: mitochondrion.